CUCGAAUCGCCAACAUCACUUGGUAUCGGAGGACGAGCCACUCCCCUCAAAGCUGCUUCGGACAACUCACAAAUUGUCCUCGUCGCCCACUGCGGAGCUUGAUGACCUGAUGCAGAAUCUACCUUUGACUUCAGACGAAAACUCGUAUACCCCAUCAUCAGACAAUAAUAAGAGCAAUCAAACGAGCAAUAGCAACAACAAGCGUCCGAGAUCUUUCACACCGGAACAGGAGAGGGAUAUAGAGAGCCCGGGAGAUAGCUCUUCGCCGAAAAGAACCAUGUCAGAGGAACAUCUGCAAAGUCGAGAAUCAUCACCGGUCGUCAGCCUUCCGACGGGAGAGAACGCUACGAACACUCAAAUUCCGACCAAGAUGGCAGAGGUUUUUCCACCCCUAGCCGGAGAGGUCGAUAAGGUUGUGAGCAGCGAGGGGUUGUCUGGUACAGACUCGGGACAAGUCCCAGUAGCUGGAAAUGAGAGGGAGGGAGCAGAGAACGCAACCGCCGGGAAUAUGCUGGUCGACAACGACGAACGUGAGAAGGAUCAAGCGGUAUCCAAUGCAUCGAGUGUCUCGCCUACCCUGAGGGAGCAAUUCGAGAUCGUGCGAGCUGCUGUGAACGCUCCUCUUCAUCCUGACAAGGCAUUUUAUCUCUUGCCAUCAUCGUGGUACCUCCUGCUUCGCCAUCUAGCCUACCCGGAAGAUUACCCGCCCCCGAGGGUACUUCCUAGCGCUGCUGCAAAGCUCUCCAAUCCCGAGGCCCGGUUCUUGAAAUCGCCGCAGCCUGCCCAUACUCUGCUAGACCGUAUGGGACCGUUCGCAUCUGGGAACCCUUUCCACGGAACCUGUCAACCUGAAGGGAGAACCCACGAAUUCAAGCUCCUGCCGAACCUCGUCGAGUUUCGCGAGACUGGCAGGAAGGGCAAGGAUGUAGCGGAGGAACCCGAGGGUGAUGUUGUCUUUGUCGAGGAAAGCGGAUGGGAAAAGAUUGUCGAAUGGUUCGGAGACGAACGUACGAAGAAGGCUGCGGUCCGGCGGCCUGUCGUUUCUGACGCUCACGGCCAUCUCAAGAUCGAGCUCAAUCCCAUCAUGCUCAAGUUUUUCUGCGUGUUUCGGUCUUCCUCAACAUCGGCCCACCUCCCUUCCGACGGCAAACCCUUCAGACAGUCCUUCCCUUCAACCACUCAGGUCUCUGAAUUGCACCAAGCAGUGCGGAAAGCGUUCAAGCUUGACGGGGAACCCUCGAAAGACUUGCGAACCAGACUUUGGCAGGUACAAGUCAACCCGGAUCAGUUGGCUCAAGCACAAGCUCAGGCGCUCGAGACCGAGGGGAUUGACCCAUCCUUGAACGGUCCCGCCUCGGGACCUCUGAUGCGAGAAGCGACCAGGCAGCUUCCGUCGCAUCUACUCUCCGCCUUGUCAGGCAAAUGCAUCAGUACCAGCCCAUCUCCGGAUUACGGUAAAGAUCCGUUAUUGUCAGACGUCGAUAUCGAGGACGCGGACUGCGUCGCGCUCGAAAUCGCCGAGGGAACCGCAACGGAUCUUCAAUGGCCCGUCAAGCUGAACGAAGCUGGCAUGGCUGAAGAGAUCCCGGAAGCGCGAGCCCCGCGUCCCGCUGUACCGGCACCUCUUUUCAGUCAACCAGCCUUGUUCUCGGGCGAUGCGACAAGAGCUUCAUCCUCGGAAAUCGGUAGGCAGAAGCAGGAGGCUUCCGUCCAAAAGAAGCGGCAACCCAGAGGAUUGAAAGGGUUGACAAAUCUAGGGAACACGUGCUUCAUGAACAGCGGUUUGCAGUGCUUGUCUAAUACCAAAGAAUUGAGCGAAUACUUCCAACGAGGUUUCUACAAGUCCGAAAUUAAUCGUUCGAACCCGCUAGGCAUGAAAGGUCAGGUCGCCGACAAGUUUGGGGGACUAAUCGAGCAGAUCUGGAGCGAAUCUACUUCUGCGGCAUCGACCUCGCGAUUUUAUGGAAGUUACUCGAACGCUGUCACACCAAGGGAGUUCAAGCAGAUGAUUGGACGCUUCGCACCAUCGUUCGCUGGCUAUGGCCAACAAGACACGCAGGAAUUGAUUGCGUUCCUCCUCGACGGAUUGCACGAGGAUUUGAACCGGAUUCAGAAAAAGCCAUACAUCGAGAAGCCGGAUUGGAAAGACGGCGGUAAUGAAGAAGAUCUCGCUUUGUUCGCAAAGGAAUGCUGGGACGGAUAUAAAAAGAGGAACGAUAGCGUCAUCGUUGACCUCUUCCAGGGACAGCUGAAGAGCACUCUGAUCUGCCCCGACUGCAGCAAGAAAUCCAUUACUCUGGAUCCGUUCAUGUACUUGACCGUGCCUAUCCCUGUCAAUCGUUUGAAGGCCCGCGAGAUCACCGUCCAACCUUGGGACCCCAAAGCGCAAAGGAUCAAGGUCGAGGUACAAUACAAUCAGAGCAGCACUUAUGCGGACAUCAAGAAGAAAGUGGCCGACAUAUGUGGAAUGGACCCAGCGACGCUUGUCACCACGGACGAAUACAAUCAUAAAAUCUGGUCAUAUCCGUCUAACAACGAUUCGGUGGCCGACAACGCUGGAGAUGCGAUCGUCAUGCAUCAGCUACCUUGUCAGGUUAUACAAGGCUAUCAAGGGACGCGAGUCGUGACGAAGAAAGGACAGGACCUGGUCAUCGUGCCCGUCUAUACCUUCCCCUCGGCCGACAGGAAGAGGCAACGCAGCGAGACGCCAUGCUCGCUUCCAUUCUUUAUUGCGCUGACGAUGGCUCAGAGUAAAGAUCCGCAAGAAAUACGUCGCAUCGUUGCUGAACGGUUCGCAGGACUGGUGUCCCUCCCAACAGAGAUAGAGUGGGACGAAAUUUUACAGACAAAGACGGACAAUCGAGAUGGCGAAGAUGCGCUCGCCCAAAGCGUAGCCGAGACCGUGGAUGAACUCACCAUCAGUCAGAGCGAGUCGGAUGGCCGCCGUAACAGUUCGGACACCCGCUUGUCUGCUUCCAGCAUGACUGGACCUCGUCGACUGGCAGACAUCCUCGAUCUCGGUUUCUAUGGCUCUCGUAGGUUGGGAGACGGAGCUCUUGCACACGAUAUAGACCAUAGCAGACGCGACAGCAUCUCAGAACGUCGUCAACCCAAAGCUGGGAUGAUGCAUCGUGUACGAAGCGCAUUCGACAGAUUUGCGGGAUCAUCCCCUCCAAGCGAGGACGAGGAAGAAAAGCCACCGCAGCAGCUCGUAUUCCAGAAUGACAUUAUUGCCGUGGAAUGGAAGGAUAACUUUGUGCUCGAGCAUUUCAUGGGUUCGAAUGGUCUCGGCCGUUACGAUUCCAAAGAAGCUUUCCUAAAGCAUGUGGACGGCGCUAUCGAAAUUGAACGGCGAAGAGUGCAGACCAGGUCUCAAAAAGGGGUAACCCUGGAUGACUGUCUCGACGAGUUCGAACGAGAGGAAACUUUGGGCGAGAACGACUUGUGGUAUUGCUCGAACUGCAAGAAGCACCAGGCUGCUACGAAAAAGAUGGAAAUUUAUCACGCACCGGAUAUCUUGGUCAUCUGUUUCAAGCGCUUUAGCUCUUCUGGGUCCUACUAUCGAAGCAAAAUUGAUCAGAACGUCGAUUUUCCUGUGGAGAAUCUCAGCCUGGAAGACCGAUGUGAUGAGUUGCGUCUAGCUCGAACAUUAGAGACGAACGGGAAGGAUCUGGGUGCUCUUGGACUUGAGGAUGCAACGAAGCCCUUGGUAUACGAUCUAUUCGCAAUCGACCAGCACUACGGAUCUUGCGGUGGAGGCCAUUACACCGCGGUCUGCAAGAAUGUCGAAGACGGCAACUGGUACAAGUAUGAUGACAGUAGUGUCAACUUGACGGACGUCUCUUCGGCCCAGAACUCGGCUGCCUACCUGUUGUUCUACCGCCGGCGCACCAACGAUUCGCUAGGCGGUUCCGCGUUGGCCAAAUUCCAAGUGAGGCUGCCGACGUGGGAUCCACGACAGAAUCAAUCCCGACAUCCGCGACUCCCAGCAUAGGAAAUAGCAGCUCUACCGCGUCCGACACUGCAAGCCGCCCAUCUCCGGACCAGGGCAUGUCUCUGGACUCGUCAGACUCCUCCCACAACUCGCCGCAAACCAGGCCAGACUCUCCUAUGACUUCGAUAUCGGACCUGUCCGGCAACUUCGUGAUGCCUUGGAACGAUAUGAAAAACCCACGAGUUUCUUCGACUAACCUCGCCGGGUCUGAGGACCACAGCGACAGGAGUGGGGCGACAUCUCCUGUGGCUGAUAUCAAGAUCGACU
Molecule: messenger RNA, 4261 nt
Organism: Filobasidium floriforme
Lineage: Eukaryota; Fungi; Basidiomycota; Tremellomycetes; Filobasidiales; Filobasidiaceae
Exons: 14
Coding region: 110-3994 (1294 amino acids)
Biological process (GO): protein deubiquitination
Molecular function (GO): cysteine-type deubiquitinase activity
Source: RefSeq, a predicted model, not a curated record